AUGCGCCAAGUCAUGCGUUCAGUUCCUGGCAGGCGUGUUCGUGCGUCCUUGCGGCCCGUGCGGCCCUUGCCCUUUCUCUUGGCUCUUGUUUGCUUCUUUGCUCCAGCCUUUGUACCUGGAUCGAUUAGCCGGAGUUUUUUGAGACAGCGCAAGUUUGAGCUGCACGGCCCCUCUGGCCCGGGCAGCCGAGAUGUCCGGCUAUGGGCCCGGGGCGGUGAGGAUGAGGCUGUUGCUGUCGGUGACCCAGUCGAAGGCCUCUACCCAGAUGACGAGCAGUGGUAUCCUGGCGUUGUCGACAAGGUCAACGAUGAUGGCACCUACACCGUCAAGUGGGACGACGCUGAUGGUGGGCCAGAAUCGCAUAACUUGGCAGCGGAGAGCGUCAAGAAGAUCAUCAUCUACAAGGACUACAAGGUGGGAGAGGCAGUUGAAGCUGUCUUUCCUGACGACGGCCUCUGGUACACUGGCGAGGUUACCAAGCUCAACGAUGACGGGACCUUUACCGUCAAGUGGGAUGAUCCAGAUGGCGGACCGGAGUCCUCUGAAGUGCAGCCGCAGGACAUGAAGUACCCACCAAUUCCUUUCGAACAGCUCGAAGUGGGCCAGAAGUACACAGCAACCGUUCGGUCAGUUCUCGAUUUUGGUGCCUUUGUUGACAUUGGUGCUGAAUCGGAUGGAUUGCUCCACAUAUCCAGAAUGUCUUCGGAGAGGAUUGACAAUGUGUACGAUUUUGUCCAAGAGGGGCAGCAAGUAGAAGUCUGGAUCAGUGGGAAGCGGGAUGACGGCAAGUUCGGUUUAACAAUGGUUGAAGGAAUGACGGACGACGCGGGUGGUCGUCGUGCUCCCGCAGACCUCACUCCGUUUCAGGACCUCUCACCCGAUGAGUGGCAGAAGGGGGUAGUUUCGCGAACAGCUCCGUUCGGUGCCUUUGUCACUGUCACACUAGAAGGGGGAGCAUCUGCUGACGGCCUUGUCCAUGUGUCACAAAUAAAAGAUGGGUUCGUGGACAAUGUGGAUGAUGAGCUUUCUGCGGGUCAAGAAGUGCAAGUGCGCGUUCAGUCGGUGGAUGUUGAUGCUGGCAGGAUGAGUCUCUCCAUGCGCUCCGGUUUUGGGGGUGGAGGUGGAGGCUUCCGUGAACCUGCUGAUCUCUCUGCAUUUGAGGCAAUCUCGUCAGAUGAGUGGCUGACAGGAAAGGUUGCCAGAUUGGCGCCUUUCGGAGCCUUCGUCACCGUCACUGCAAAUGAUGCUUCAGCAGAUGGCCUCGUCCACAUCACACAGAUUCGGGAUGGAUUCGUGGAGAGCGUGGAAGAUGAGCUUUCGGAGGGUCAGGAAGUGCAAGUGCGCAUUGAAUCUGUGGACGCGGACAAUGGAAAGAUGAGUCUGUCAAUGAAGCCCGCAGGAUUUUGA
Molecule: messenger RNA, 1407 nt
Organism: Symbiodinium natans
Lineage: Eukaryota; Dinophyceae; Suessiales; Symbiodiniaceae
Source: the annotation of a GenBank genome assembly